Messenger RNA from Lobosporangium transversale, 1126 nucleotides. RefSeq lists its product as hypothetical. The record is from RefSeq and is a predicted model, not a curated record. NCBI's taxonomy places the organism in Eukaryota, Fungi, Mortierellomycota, Mortierellomycetes, Mortierellales, Mortierellaceae. The transcript is spliced from 6 exons. The coding region runs from base 44 to 1126 and encodes 360 amino acids.
UUUACCCUUUUUACUUGUCCGAAGGUAGAAUGACGCCUAGCCAAUGGAUGCUAUUGCAAGUGUGUCCACAAGUCCUUGGAGAAGUUCAUUGAGGAAACUCGGUUCCAUCCAGGACAGAUUUAUUCCUAGCGCUCUUCACAAAACUCCUGCAAGAUUGGUUCGACAAUCUAAUCGGGUCCUUUCGGAGCGGCAUCAAAGCAACUCUAUGUUUUUGGUUAUUUUGACGAGACGCAGGAUAUGGAGAGGGGAGGCUAAAUACCAGUGUAUUAAUAACGACAACACUAAGCGACCAAUACUAUCAGCAUUCUUUCAUGGAUUGGAGAGUUUAUCAGAGGAUUUACCACGAAUUUGCAUAGUUCCUUGCGGGAUAGGCUUUUGUAUUUAUGAUCUUGCUUGGGUUAAGAGAACUGGCAAAGCUUCAAGGAAUAUCGAGAAGUUCUCGAUGACUCGAGAUUCAAGAGUGCAGUACCGUUUCCUAGAUGGGAUAAUCAAGCAAAAUUCCGGACAUACUUCAAGACACUUUUUCUCAAGCUCUGCAUCAAAGCUGAGAGGCCAUUUUAAUGAUCAAGCAAUCGAAAUGCUAUAUGCUUGGUCCUAUGGUCGUCUCCGUCCAAUGAUCACUAUAAUAGAGAACGUCAUUGGGCGUGCCGAUGCAGGCCUUUGGAAGCAAGAAAUCAAGGGCCUGGUGUGGUCGCUCACUGAUCCAGGAUAUAAAGAAUCUGCAAUUAAAACCAGUGCCGACAUCAGGGAAACCUUCGGUCGAGCCGUAAAGAAUAGAUUACUAUAUAGUAAAGACUUGAUAUUGGAGUACAAUGAGCCUGUUCCGGUCGAGGCUUCGUUUGCUCGAAUUGUCGUUAAUCAAAGGAAGAAGGAGUUUACGAUUGUCGUUGAGCCAAUAGCAUUUAACUUAUUUGAAGUGGAUGACCCUGGAUUGGUUAAAUUGGUUAAUAAGAACCCGUCUGGACCAGAUAUCGUCUUUGUAUUAGAAUCGGAGGGUAAAUACUAUCCUGUUUCCGUACAGUCAAAAAUCGGCGAUAAGGGUGAUUAUUCAGUAGCUAAAGUCAUAGAAGCCCCUGUCAUCAAAGACAAACGAAUAGAAACGAUGUGCUCAAUAUUAGCUUGUUGA